Messenger RNA from Gorilla gorilla gorilla (western lowland gorilla), 4162 nucleotides. RefSeq names its product MEF2 activating motif and SAP domain containing transcriptional regulator (gene MAMSTR). Gene Ontology annotation, biological process: regulation of transcription by RNA polymerase II. Bases 69 to 1316 code for a protein of 415 amino acids. The transcript has 10 exons. Gene Ontology annotation, cellular component: nucleus. The record is from RefSeq and is a predicted model, not a curated record. Gene Ontology annotation, molecular function: transcription coregulator activity. NCBI's taxonomy places the organism in Eukaryota, Metazoa, Chordata, Mammalia, Primates, Hominidae.
CUCUAGACUCAACCCGCCCCAGAGCACAGCUUCGCCGAGCCCACCUGGUCCCCAUCCCGGCCUUGGCAAUGACCCUGGCGGCUUCCUCCCAGCGUUCCCAAAUCAUUCGCUCCAAGUUCCGAUCUGUCCUCCAGCUUCGGAUCCACAGACGGAAUCAGGAGCAGAUCUCGGAUCCGGACCCGUGGAUCUCAGCCUCAGACCCUCCUCUGGCCCCGGCCUUGCCCUCGGGCACGGCCCCUUUCCUCUUCAGCCCUGGGGUCCUGCACCCCGAGCCAGAAUAUUGUCCUCCUUGGAGGUCCCCAAAGAAGGAGUCUCCCAAGAUCUCCCAACGUUGGAGGGAGUCCAAGCCCAGGGGGAACUUGACAUACCACCAGUACAUGCCCCCAGAGCCGAGACAGGGAUCCAGGGCAGACCCCCAAGCCGAGGGGUCCGCCCUGGGUCCUCCCGGGCCAUCUCUGUGGGAAGGGACAGACUCGCAGCAGCCACAUCCUAGGAUGAAGCCCUCUCCCCUCACUCCCUGCCCACCAGGAGUCCCUAGCCCCUCGCCCCCCCCACACAAGUUGGAACUUCAGACCCUUAAACUGGAGGAGCUGACGGUCUCAGAGCUCCGGCAGCAGCUGCGCCUGCGGGGCCUCCCAGUGUCGGGGACCAAGUCUAUGCUCCUGGAGCGCAUGCGCGGCGGCGCGCCGCCCCGCGAGCGGCCGAAGCCGCGGCGCGAGGACAGUCCCGCGGGUGCUCCCUGGCCGCGCCUCAAGCCCAAGGCCCUGGCAGCCGCCCGGCGUCAGGGCUCGGUCAAGCCCAGCGCAGCAUCUCACAGGCCACCUCUUCCACGUGCCGCGGAUACCCCGGGGACGGCUCCGGCUCCAACUCCCACUCCGGCUCCUGCUGCAGCUCCAGCCCUGACCCCUUCCUCAGCGCCGGGCUCAGCGGCUCUGACUCUGGAGGAGGAGCUGCAGGAAGCGAUCCGGAGGGCGCAGUUGCUUCCUAACCGGGGCAUCGAUGACAUCCUGGAGGAUCAGGUGGAGCCUGAUGACCCCCUGCCCCCUAUUCCCCUGGACUUCCCUGGCUCCUUCGACGUGCUGUCCCCCUCCCCGGACUCUGAAGGCCUCUCAUCUGUUUUCUCCUCUUCACUCCCGUCUCCCACGAACUCCUCCUCCCCUUCUCCCAGGGACCCCACGGACUCCCUGGACUGGCUGGAGGCCCUGAGUGGGGGUCCUCCUCUGGGUUCUGGUCCCCCACCCCCCAGCAUCUUCUCCGCUGACUUAUCUGACUCCAGCAGCAGCCGGCUGUGGGACCUGCUGGAGGAUCCAUGGUGAUGGAUUCUAGGAUUUACAGAGACAGAGAACUGGUGGGGGUGGAGAGAAGCUCCUUGUGGGAGGAGAGGGAACUACCAGCAGAGCCCCUCCUACCGCAGACACAGGAUCGGAGACAACCUCCAACCCCACCUGCCUCCUGAAGUGCUGCUGACAUGCAACUGCCUUAACUUUGCCUACCUGGCCUCCUUAUGAUCCCCCUCCGGCGUGGUAUGGUUGGGGGGCUUCUUUUGCUGCUGGCCACGGCAAACAAGCUGCUUGCUGCUUCCUUCAGAGACCUCAUGGAUGUUCUUACAUGCCCCCGACCCCGGUAGAUGGCUCCCUGUUGUUUGGGGAGCCUGGAAGGUGGUUAUGCCUUUUGGAUGCAGGAGAGGAGCAAGAAAGAGGGAGAGGGAGAAUGGGGGAGCCAGACCCUGACCUCCCUGGGUUCUGGUUGGAGAUGAAAAAAUUAGAAGCAUCAGGUCUAAGAUUAGCUUCUCUUGGAAGCAGAGCCUGAGACAAGAUAUCAAUGCCAGUCAUUUAUUAAAGAAGUGUUCUCGCUGGGUGCGAUGGCUCAUGCCUGCAAUCCCAGCACUUUGGGAGGCUGAGGCAAGCGGAUCACCUGAGGUCAGGAGUUCGAGACCAGCCUGGCCAACAUGGUGAAACCCUGUCUCCACCAAAAACACACACACACACAAAAAUUAGCUGGGCAUGGUGGCACAUGCCUGGAAUCCCAGCUACUUGGGAAGUUGAGGCAGGAGAAUCGCUUGAACCCGGGAGGCAGAGGUUGUGGUGAGCUAAGACCGCUCCAUUGCACUCCAGCCUGGGCAACAGGAGCAAAACUCCAUCUUAAAAAAAAAAAGAGAGAGAAAAAGAAAGAAAUGUUCCCAGGAUAAACCAGUAGAAGAGUGGGGAAAACAGGACAGCACAGGGGAAGAGGAGCAAGAGGUGACUUCAGGUGAAGUUCCAACCUCAGCCUAAUCCUGCAGGGAGCUCCAGAGCACAAAUUAAGUUGUGGAGUCUUUCCUGUCUUGGGACACAUGGAACUGGGCCUUUGUGUCUCCCUGUUUGAGCUUAUUAUAGCCAAACAACAAACCAGGCUCAGUGGCAAACGCCUGUAAUCCCAGCACUUGGGAAGCUGAGGCAGGCAGAUCACUUGAGGCCAAGAAUUCAAGACCAGCCUGGCCAACAUGGUGAAACCCGUCUCUACUAAAAAUACAUAAAAACUGGGCUGGGCACGGUGGCUCACGCCUGUAAUCCCAGCACUUUGGGAGGCCAAGGCGGGCGGAUCACGAGGUCAGGAGAUCGAGACCGUCCUGGCUAACACGGUGAAACCCUGUCUCUACUAAAAAUACAAAAAAAUUAGCUGGGUAUGGUGGCGUGUGCCUGUAGUCCCAGCUACUCGGGAGGCUGAGGCAGGAAAAUGGCGUGAACCCGUGAGGCGGAGCUUGCAGUGAUCUGAGAUUGUGCCACCACACUCUAGCCUGGGCGACAGAGCGAGACUCCGUCUCAAAAAAAAAAAAAAAAAAAAAAAACUAGCCAGGUAUGGUGGUGGGAGCCUGUAAUCCCAGCUACUUGAGAGGCUGAGGCAGGAGAAUCACUUGAAACCACGAGGUGGAGGCUGCAGUGAGCUGAGAUCAUGCCACUUCACUCCAGCCUGGGCAACAGAGUGCUACUCCAUCUCAAAACAAACAAACAAACAAACAACAAAAACCCACACCACCCCAAAACUUAGAGUUGUAAAACAAUAACUAUCUAUGAUUGCUCACAAAUGCAUGGGUUGACUGGGCUCAGCAGGGCAGUUCUUCAGUUCCAUGUGAUGUUGGCUAGAGCUGCAGUCAUCUCAGGGCCCACCUGGGCUAGCACAUACAAGAUGGCACAUCAAAUGUGUGUGGCACCGUGGUGGGGAUAGCAUGAAGGCUGGGCCCAGCUGGGUUGUGCAGUGUGACACUCCAUGCAGUGUCAGCACUGUCCCUCUGUGGCCUCUCCCCCAGGGUAACUAGAUUUCUUGCAUGAUAGCUCAGGGCUCCCAAGAGUGAGUAUUCCAAGAGCAGGGAGCAGAAGCUACCAGUCUCUUAAAGACUAGGCUUGAAACUGGCACAAUUUCUCUUCCACUGUAUUUUAUAAUUAAUGCAAGUCAGGCAAGCCCACGUUAAAUAUGGGAGGGCACUAUACAAAUCUGUGAAUAUCAGGGACGUGCUCACUAGGGGCUACAUCUGGAGACUUGCCACUAUACCACCCCUAGUCAGUCAUGAGCCAUGGGUCACAGAGGGAGGGAGGAAUGACAUAAACUCCCAGGAACCUCCAGCCCAAGGGCAGUCCUGGGAAGAACGUCAUAGGGUAAGUUGUUAGCAGCAAAAUGUUUUAAAAUGUAGGUUUUGGCCGGGCGCGGUGGCUCAUGCCUGUAAUGCCAGCACUUUGGGAGGCUGACACGGGCAGAUCAUGAGGUCAGGAGUUCGAGACCAGCCUGGCCAACGUGGUGAAAUCCUGUCUCUACUAAAAGUACAAAAAUUAGCUGGGCGUGGUGGCAUGCGCCUUUAAUCCCAGCUACUCAGGAGGCUGAGGCAGGAGAAUUGCUUGAAUCUGGGAGGUAGAGGUUGCAGUGAGCCGAGAUCGCGCCACUGCACUCCAGCCUGGGUGACAGAGUGAGACUCCAUCUCAAAAAAAAAAAAAAAAAAAAAAAAAAAAAGGUUUCAGGGCCAAACACUGUGGUUCAUACCUGUAGUCCCAGCUACUCUGGAGGCUGAGGCAGGAGGAUAACUUGAGCCUUGAAGUUUGAGGUUGCAGUGAGCUAUGAUUGCACCAGUGCACUCCAGCCUGGGCAACAGAUAAAGACCCUGUGUUUCAAAAAAAAAAAAAAAAAGAUUGGG